UCUGUUCUAUUUUCAGGUAUUUGCAUCUUGGGUUGCGUUAAACUAGAAUGUAUAGUAAUUCCUGCUGAACUCGGCGACAGAUGUUUCUCCUGCAGUGUAUAUAAAUUAGUGUUUAUAGUGUACCAAUACUCGCAACAAUUGCUUAUAUACAGUGAAAUACCUUCAAUCGGCGAAAUGCACAAUAAUUAUAUGGAACAGUUCCAUAAUUUGGGCGGAAAAACGUUGGGAGAGCAUCAGCGUAAUUUACGUAAAUAUUGUGUAAACGUUUCCGGUUUACCGAAAGCUGAGAUUGACGCUUUGCUAGAGGCUAUUAAUCCGAAGAAUCACCAGGAAGAUAUAUUCUACACGAAGCUAUUGCUUCAGUUUCAUAAGAACGAGAAAAUUCUGCAUGUUUUUACGAAUUGCAACAAGGUUUUGAAUCGGAUCAUCGUGAAGGAUAAAAAGUUUAUUGGAUUUAUUGCUUCGAUUGGGGCGACUGCAUUUGUGGAUGAACUUUGUCCGAAGAUAUCGUACGUUGAUAGAAGUAUAGUCAUUAAUAAGUUGGGUUUGUUUUUGGAGAACGGCGAUGAUUUCUUUGAGGCGGUUAAAGAGAAGUAUGGAUUGGCCGCUGCAAUCAGAUUGCUUCCGACGUGCAAAGAAGAACUUAUCAAGCAGCAUAUUGCCGAUUAUAACAUUGAUUUCAGCGACCGCGAGCUGAUCAGGUUGCAUAAGAAGUAUCCGAACUUUUUGAAGUAUUAUUUCGAAGUAGAUGAAUACAAGCAACUAAACUCUAAAGUUAUGCUUGUGAAGUAUUUAGUUAAUAACAAUAUGGAUACGUUCAUGACUCUUACUUCAGAUUUUUCAUAUCAUAGUUUAGGUAGAAAGGGAUUCCUCAAGCUUUUGCGACACGACAAGAAGUUUGUUAUUGAACAUCCCAGCAAUUUUAACAAAUACAUAAGUUGCAUUUACCGACAUUUGGAUGAAACUGAUUAUCGGCAAUUUAUGAAGAAUUUGUUUCCAAAAAAUAUAGAAGAGCUGUAUUGGAUGGACGGAAUUUUUAGAUGCUUCAAAUUAUUACCAAUCGAUAAACGAUGUCGGCAAUUCUGCGAUAUUUACAAGGAGAUUUACAGCGUCGAAUACACAACGUUCGAUUCCAAUUUGAUGGAGAUGAUCAGCACCGAGGACCGCCUUAAGUUCGAUUUAGAAGAAAAUUGGGAGUUUUACCCUUUGAAGGAAGCUUUUGAACAAAUUAAAUAUAGAAUCGAUUUAGCGCACGAAAUUAAUGCGAGAAGUACGUUGUUGUACACGUUAGUUCGAGCGUGUAAAAUUAAUAAAGAUGACGAUGCUCUGCUGGAAGUCUUGAAAUACUUCUGCUCCAAGCACAAGAACGACACGAUCGACGUUAGGAAAAACUUUUUAAGAAGUUUGACCAGCAACAUCAAUUUGCUUAAACUGAGCGAUGAGCAUUGGAAGUAUAUAAACGAGAUUUUAUUGAUUUUUGAAGUAAACGGAGACUCGUAUUUCGAUAAUGCGACAUUUUUAAAGUCUCAGAUACUUAUCAAGGCGAACAAGGGUGAGAAUUGCGACAAGGAAUUGGUGAAGUUAUUGAAGGAGAUUGGAGUGAACGGGGAUUGGAGAUUGUUGAGAAACUAUCCAGCCGAAGAGCGUAAAUGUUUAUUGAGAUAUCCUAGCCUUUGGCACAAAACUAACUUUAUGCAGGAGGGUUCAGCUUCCAUAAAGUUCUUGGAAACGAUAAGUGAUUUUAACAAAAAUUAUCCCAAUCACGAAAUUUCCUAUUACGCCUAUCCAAGAAUACUCGACUCUUUCUUUGAUAAAGUUGAGAAAUCUGAUGACCAAAAGAAACAUGCGCACCUAAUAAAUAUCAUUUUAUGCUACAUUUCAAAAGAACGGGAAGAAGUAGCGUUGCGUGAAAGAUUGCUGAAGGAUUUCAUUAAUAACAGUAAAAAUUUCGUCACUGAAACUCUGUACGUGUGGGUAUUGAAAUAUCGUCCUGAAUGGAUAUGUGUGGAAGCCAGUAACAUAUUGUUGAAAACAAAGAAGUUACCGAAAUUCUAUUACGAGAUUUCCAAGAUGCACUAUAACGGAGUAUCUGAUGUGUUCAAGGAUGCUGCCAUGAAGAUUAUAGACGAUCCAAAUAAAAUUGAAAUGGUUCCGAAAUUGAUAUUGAGUUUAUCAUAUUACCCAAAUUACUUGGAUUUGAUUCAAAAGUACGCACCUGAUUCAGAUUGCAAAAUUGAUUUAUAUUCUUCCGGUAUCAAAAUCGUGCUGAGCAUACAGAAAACUAUAUUGAAGUCGCUUAAAAAUACGUUCAAACAAUCCGAAAAUAUUCCAACAAUCUUGCAUUACUCGAACGGAGAUUACUUGCAGUACACUUUGGAACCGAUGUAUAGAACACUUUAUCAUUCACCUCAGAAUCUUUUGGAAGAAACGUUGAAAAUGAUUUCAGCUAGAUCGGUUUCCGUUAGAAAACAUUACAUUUACUUAAGCACCGUUUUGCUUCCAAUGUGCAAGAUCGAGGAGUGCCUGAAAGAAUGCGGUUCAAAGGAAAAGAACACUUCUGUAAAGAAAUUCUUGUUCAAGUGUAAUUAUUCGUGUUUCGUCAAUAAUCCCACGUUGGAACUGUUCGAGUUAUUCAAGACACAUUUAGCACUAGUUGAUAAAAAGGAUACGGAGAGCACGGAAAUGAUUUUCCAAAUAAAUGGUAUUGCGAAGAAGUACUUUGUUGAGUACGUUUUGCUGUUGUGGAACUACUCGAAAUCAUCGAUGGAAAAUGAAAAAUUUAGAAUUCCCAGUUAUUUUACUAAAAAUAAUAUCGUCUCAUUUCCGGAUGAUUUCUUCUGCGAGAUUAUCGAAGAGUGUCUCUUUCAUCCCAAAAAUAAUUGUUCUUAUACAAUACCCUCGUUCGUUUACAAUUACAUCACAUGUAAACCGAAUGCUGCGCAGAUCGUAAUCGAAAAGAUAGGCAAGAGCAUGGAAAAUGUCGAAAAACAUGUGAGUUUAUCUCUAUUUCAGGAAAUUUGCGAGAAGUUACUGCAAGAGAAAGACAAAGAAAAAGCUGCUGUCUCUUCGAAAAAGGUUCUGGAUGCGCUUAUCAGUAGUUCAUUCAGCAACUUCGAAUUCGAAGUUUUAUUAAAAUUCACGAAUCAUUUGCUCCAUAACGACUACAAAACGCUUCCUCUCUUCAUCAUUGAGCAACAGAAGAAGUACAUGGAUACAUACGGUCCGGAGAUUUGCGUGCAUUACUCAAAAAUCACGUUCAACGCUUUGCAGUUAAUCCACAACUCGAUGGAGGCAAACACAAACGAUUUAAAUUAUGAGCUUAUUAACCGUUUGCUGGAAGAAUCGUCUUCAACGCACGUGAAGUUGUUGGUUGCUUUUAUUUUACCGCCACCGCCGAAGAAAAACGUGUUGCACGCGAAACACCACGAGGCUAUUAAAAAGCACUUGCUGAAAGAUUCAAAUCCGCUUUUAAAAAUUUUCUUGGACUGUAACACAUCGAUGUUCUGUUAAUUAAUUUGUUAUUAUUUAGUAUAUAUUUUUAUAAAUAGUUUAUAAAUAAAAUAUUUG
Molecule: messenger RNA, 3567 nt
Organism: Nicrophorus vespilloides
Lineage: Eukaryota; Metazoa; Arthropoda; Insecta; Coleoptera; Silphidae
Exons: 2
Coding region: 175-3510 (1111 amino acids)
Source: RefSeq, a predicted model, not a curated record